AUGAAAUUACCCACUCAAAUCAUGGAUCACUAUGCAGUAUUGGGAGUUCCUCGUUCAGCCUCCAAACAACAAAUUAAAAAAGCCUAUUAUGCAUUAGCAAAAAAGUACCAUCCCGAUGCCAAAAAACCUUCUUCAACGAAUAAUAAUUCCAUCAUGAAUGGAGUGGUGACCAACAAUAAUGCUUCCGAACUCAUUUCCGAUUCUGGAAAACCAUCCAAUUCGGCAGUACUUUCAUUGGAAGAUGAGCAGGCAUGGCUCGAUAUUCAGGAUAGUUAUGAAUUAUUGAGUGAUGAAGAAAAGAGAGCAGAAUACGAUCGGGAAUUGGAUAUUGGAACACAUUUUGGAAGAAUUAUGAAUAGUUCGAGUAGUAUUUUCGGAACCAAUCUCAAUACGGUUGCCUAUGAUUCAGCCAUGAGGAGGAAAAUGUAUCAUUACAUUCAUCAAUCGGAUCGAUAUCAAUCACGAAAGGAAGAUGUUGAAAAUUUGAGUGAAGAAGAAAAGGUAUUUAGAGAACAAAUGCAUCGAUUGAAUCAAAAGAAAACUCGAGAAGAGGAUGAAAAGAUUUCGUCUCACUUUUUUGACGAAUCGAAAACAGAGUGGAAUCAAUUCAUGCACAACAAACCAAAAUUUAGUCCUUUUCAAGUGGAAAUGGAGAGAGAGGAAAUGGUGAAGCGAACGAAAAGAAGAAUUCCUUUUUAUGCUGCCUUGUCAUUGGGUGUUUCUUUAGUGAUUGGAUAUGAAUUGGACAAGUUCAGUAAGAAGGAGUAUGCAAGUGAUUUGGAAAAGAGAAUGUUGUUGAGAUAUUAUAAGGAGGCUGGAGCAGUUCGAAAUGAUCGACUUAUUAAAUAG
Molecule: messenger RNA, 849 nt
Organism: Naegleria lovaniensis
Lineage: Eukaryota; Heterolobosea; Eutetramitea; Acrasida; Naegleriidae
Exons: 1
Coding region: 1-849 (282 amino acids)
Biological process (GO): protein refolding
Cellular component (GO): cytoplasm
Source: RefSeq, a predicted model, not a curated record